CGCCCCCCCCGCAGUCCCCGCUCACCCCCCCCGCAGGGUGCACUGUGAGGGCCGCGAUGCGCCCCGCGCGGGUUUCCGCCUGGUGGAUACGACGCCGUACAGCCGCUGCGCCAAUCUGAGCGCGGGCGGCCCCGGAGCUCCGCGCUGUUUCCUAUCGUACCGCCGGGCGGCCGAACGCGGCCACGACGCGCUGGGAGUGACCGACAUCUGCCUCGUAAUGCCCGGCAAAGGGGAGAGCACUCCGCACACCUUCAGCCGCGUGGAGCGCAGCCUCAACAGCGGCACUUGGGGCCCGGCGCUGUUCCUCUGCUACAAACUGUCCAUGGCCAAAGGCAACACGUUGGUGUACGAAGCAGGGCUGCUGUGCCGUUACCCCGAGGAGGACAGCGCGUCGUUCCCUCUGCCGGACUCCGUUCCCGUCUUCUGCCUCCCGAUGGGGGCCACCAUUGAGAGUUGGCCGUCCGGCACCAAAUACCCACUGCCCGUCUUCUCCACCUUCGUGCUCACCGGAGCCUCCGGGGACAAGGUCUAUGGGGCCGCCAUUCAGUUCCAUGAGCCGUUCCCCCCCGAGCGGCUGUCGGAGAAGCAGCGGCUGCGCCUCGGGCUGCUCAGCGUGGUGGACCGCCGGCCCGUGGGGGGGCGCUCCGUGCACAGCCGGAAGAGUAUCUGCGUGUUGUCCCAUUGGCCGUUCUUCGACGUGUUCCGCAAAUUCCUUAUGUUCAUCUACCGCUACUCCGUGUCGGGGCCCCACGUGCUGCCCUUGGAGGCGCACAUCGCCCACUUCAUGCACAACGUCCCCUUCCCGUCCCCGCAGCGCCCACGGAUCCUCGUGCAGAUGUCCCCCUACGACAGUCUGCUGCUGUGUCAGCCCGUCUCCUCGCCGCUGCCGCUCAGCGGGGCGAGCUUCGUGACGCUGCUGCAGACGGUGGGCGCGGAGCACGCGCUGACGCUGCUGCUGGCCGUGCUGACCGAGCAGAAGCUGCUCAUCCACUCCCUGCGGCCCGACGUCCUCACCAGCGUGGGGGAGGCGCUCGUGUCGAUGAUCUUCCCCCUGCGCUGGCAGUGCCCGUACAUCCCGCUGUGCCCGCUGGCGCUGUGCGACGUGCUGAGUGCCCCCGUGCCCUUCGUUGUAGGCCUCCAUUCCAGCUACUUCGACCUCCACGAGCCGCCCCGCGACGUCAUCUUCGUGGACCUCGACACCAACAGCAUCUUCCAGAGCGAGGAGCGCAAACUGCUGUCCCCGCGGGCGCUGCCCCGCCGGCCCUGCAAAGUGCUGCUGUCCUCCCUGCACAGCCUCUCCCAGCAGCUGCACGAGAGUGAGCGGGGCUGGGG
Gallus gallus (chicken) is the source of this 1332-nucleotide messenger RNA. RefSeq names its product DENN domain-containing protein 4B-like. Gene Ontology annotation, biological process: regulation of Rab protein signal transduction. Lineage: Eukaryota; Metazoa; Chordata; Aves; Galliformes; Phasianidae. The transcript is spliced from 9 exons. Gene Ontology annotation, cellular component: cytoplasmic vesicle. The annotation marks the transcript as partial. The record is from RefSeq and is a predicted model, not a curated record.